Rana temporaria (common frog) is the source of this 536-nucleotide messenger RNA. RefSeq names its product 2'-deoxynucleoside 5'-phosphate N-hydrolase 1-like. Gene Ontology annotation, molecular function: 5-hydroxymethyl-dUMP N-hydrolase activity. The coding region runs from base 1 to 495 and encodes 164 amino acids. The record is from RefSeq and is a predicted model, not a curated record. NCBI's taxonomy places the organism in Eukaryota, Metazoa, Chordata, Amphibia, Anura, Ranidae. Gene Ontology annotation, biological process: deoxyribonucleoside monophosphate catabolic process. The transcript has 3 exons. Gene Ontology annotation, cellular component: nucleus.
AUGACCCCCUCCUCGUCUCCCCAUUGGUCGGUCUGCUUUCAGGCGGGAAUGUCUCUCUCGGUGUAUUUCUGUGGUAGUAUUCGGGGCGGUCGGGAGGACCGGGCUCUGUAUGAACGGAUCAUUCAGGAGUUGCAGCGUUAUGGAACCGUGCUGACCGAGCACAUUGCCCGACCGGAGAUCUCUGAAGCCGGGGAAGACGCUUUCGAGAAAGGAGACAAAUUCAUCCAUGACAGAGAUGUCGAGUGGCUUACACAGGCCGACGUGGUAGUGGCGGAAGUGACCCAGCCAUCCCUGGGUGUCGGCUAUGAGCUGGGCCGGGCAGUGGCAAUGAACAAAAAGAUCUUGUGCCUCUUCAGACCAUCCUGUGGACGAGUACUGUCUGCGAUGAUUCGGGGUGCCCACGAUGGACACUCGGUCUGUGUUAAAGACUACAAACCUGAGGAGAUGGAAGGAAUCCUCUCGGAAUACUUCACUGUCACCUUUCCAUCAUUGUGAUUCAAUAAAUUGUAUGAUGUAAUAAAAGUAUUUUUUUUUUU